Messenger RNA from Paramecium tetraurelia, 774 nucleotides. RefSeq lists its product as uncharacterized. NCBI's taxonomy places the organism in Eukaryota, Ciliophora, Oligohymenophorea, Peniculida, Parameciidae. The transcript has 3 exons. Gene Ontology annotation, biological process: endoplasmic reticulum membrane organization. The record is from RefSeq and is a predicted model, not a curated record. Gene Ontology annotation, cellular component: endoplasmic reticulum membrane; plasma membrane.
AUGGAACUACUUCGAUUAAGUUCUAAUCAUGUUGAAUUCAACUACAACAAGUACGAUAACAUGCAAUCAAACAUCACCCUCUACAAUGAUACUCUCACCCCUAUUGCUUUCAAAUUCAAAGCCUCCAAUCGAAAUAUCUUUCUAGUAAGACCAGCCAUUGGAAUAGUCUAACCUAAACAAAACCAAGUAGUGCAUGUCACUCUCCACUGCAAAGUCCUUGAAAAUGCUAUGACUAAUGAAUUCAAUGAGAAAUUGCAAUUGAACUCUAUUCCAAUUUUCUCAGGAAUCCAAGACCCAGUAGCCAUUUUCAAAGAUCCCAGCAGACCAUCUGAUAACCAAAAAAUCAGCAUAGCCAUCUAAACUAUGGACAAAAAGAUCACAUCAUAGGGUUGUGGGGGUCCUGAACAAGUGUUUUAGUCACUUCAUAAAUAGAAUAGUCAAUUGGAUUUUCACAACGACACCACAGAACCAAAAUUUGAUUAAACCAGAUUUCAAGCCAGCAACAACCCACCUAAUUUUGAACUGUUGUAGUAAGAGUUGGCAAAAAAUGAAUAGCAACUUUUGAACUUGCAAAAAACUCACAGCAAUUCAAUCUUGAAACCAAAGAACGAACCCAAUAAAAACUCUAAAGAUACUAUCCUUAUGAUAAUCGUAAGCAUCAUGUCGUUCUACUUAAUUUUGCGAUAUUUUGAUUUAACAAAUAGAAUUAUUCCAAAAUGAUAACAAAUAAAUAAAUAUCAAUAUAGAAAUUCUUAUUAUUAAUAUAUAAAACUA